Messenger RNA from Marmota flaviventris (yellow-bellied marmot), 444 nucleotides. RefSeq names its product large ribosomal subunit protein eL32-like. Gene Ontology annotation, molecular function: structural constituent of ribosome. Gene Ontology annotation, cellular component: ribosome; cytosolic large ribosomal subunit. The record is from RefSeq and is a predicted model, not a curated record. Gene Ontology annotation, biological process: translation. NCBI's taxonomy places the organism in Eukaryota, Metazoa, Chordata, Mammalia, Rodentia, Sciuridae.
AUGGCUGCCCUCAGACCUCACAUGAAGCCCAAAAUCAUCAAAAAGAGUACCAAGAAGUUCAUUGGGCACCAGUCAGACCAAUAUGUCAAAAUUAAGCUCAACUGGUGGAAACCCAGAGGUAUUAACAACAGGGUGCAGAGAAUAUUCAAAGGCCAGAUUUUGAUGCCCAACUUUGGUUAUGAGAAAAACAAGAAAACAAAGCACAUGCUGCCUGGUGGCUUCCGGAAUUUCCUGGUCCACAAUAUCAAGGAGCUGGAAGUGCUGCUCAUGUGCAACAAAUCUUACUAUGCUGACAUUGCUCACAAUGUUUCCUCCAAUAACUGCAAAGCCAUCAUUGAAAGGGCAGCCAAACUGGCCAUCAGAGUCACCAAUCCCAAUGCCAGGCGGAGCAAUGAAGAAAAUGAGUGGACAGUUCACACGCACAUUUUUUGUGUGCUUAAAUAA